Molecule: messenger RNA, 453 nt
Organism: Solanum pennellii
Lineage: Eukaryota; Viridiplantae; Streptophyta; Magnoliopsida; Solanales; Solanaceae
Exons: 2
Coding region: 66-323 (85 amino acids)
Source: RefSeq, a predicted model, not a curated record
UAAAAAAAAAAAAACAUAAACCAAAAACAAAACACAAAUAACAAAAAAAGUAAAAUAAAAUAGAAAUGGUGACAUCAAAGAAGCUUGUUACAUUAUUUUUCGUUUGUAUCGUCAUGAUUUCUUCAUGUGUUUACGUCUCCAUGGCUGACGAAGAAAAUAGUAACGCAGAAAAAGUGGACGAAGCAUAUAAAUCGGCUUCAACGGACUACAUAGGUUGUUAUAAUGAUUGUCAAAAAGAUUGCUCAGGUGGAUACACUCAUUGUGAGAUGAAGUGUGAUGAAGAAUGCACAGCUAAAUUGCUCAAAGAGAAAUUGAAAAUGUAGUGUGGCAGUGUGGGGACAAGAACAAAACGGUGGCUUGUUUUUUAAAUUUUUAAUUUAAGUGAUUUCUGAGAACACUGUAUUUGUAAUUUUUAAGAUCCAAUAAAAUCGUUUCGUCUUAAUCUUCUUAAAA